This is a messenger RNA of Mus caroli (Ryukyu mouse), 1892 nucleotides long. RefSeq names its product protein tyrosine phosphatase non-receptor type 2 (gene Ptpn2). Lineage: Eukaryota; Metazoa; Chordata; Mammalia; Rodentia; Muridae. The record is from RefSeq and is a predicted model, not a curated record. Gene Ontology annotation, molecular function: protein kinase binding; non-membrane spanning protein tyrosine phosphatase activity. Gene Ontology annotation, cellular component: nucleus; cytoplasm. Gene Ontology annotation, biological process: negative regulation of ERK1 and ERK2 cascade; peptidyl-tyrosine dephosphorylation; negative regulation of receptor signaling pathway via JAK-STAT.
UGCGCCACAGUGCCAGCGCUCUCCCCGGAUAGAGCGGGGCCCGAGCCCGUCCGCUCUGGUAGUUCCGCUCGCGCUGCCCCGCCGCCAUGUCGGCAACCAUCGAGCGGGAGUUCGAGGAACUGGAUGCUCAGUGUCGCUGGCAGCCGUUAUACUUGGAAAUUCGAAAUGAAUCCCAUGACUAUCCUCAUAGAGUGGCCAAGUUUCCAGAAAACAGAAACCGAAACAGAUACAGAGAUGUAAGCCCAUAUGAUCACAGUCGUGUUAAACUGCAAAGUACUGAAAAUGAUUAUAUUAAUGCCAGCUUAGUUGACAUAGAAGAGGCACAAAGAAGUUACAUCUUAACACAGGGCCCACUUCCUAACACAUGCUGCCAUUUCUGGCUCAUGGUGUGGCAGCAAAAGACCAAAGCAGUUGUCAUGCUAAACCGAACUGUAGAAAAAGAAUCGGUUAAAUGUGCACAGUACUGGCCAACGGAUGACAGAGAAAUGGUGUUUAAGGAAACGGGAUUCAGUGUGAAGCUCUUAUCUGAAGAUGUAAAAUCAUAUUAUACAGUACAUCUACUACAGUUAGAAAAUAUCAAUAGUGGUGAAACCAGAACCAUAUCUCACUUCCAUUACACCACUUGGCCAGAUUUUGGCGUUCCAGAGUCACCAGCUUCAUUCCUAAACUUCUUGUUUAAAGUCAGAGAAUCUGGUUCCUUGACCGCUGACCAUGGACCUGCAGUGAUCCAUUGCAGUGCGGGCAUCGGGCGCUCUGGCACCUUCUCUCUUGUAGAUACCUGUCUUGUUCUGAUGGAAAAAGGAGAGGAUGUUAAUGUGAAACAAUUAUUACUGAAUAUGAGAAAGUAUCGAAUGGGACUUAUUCAGACACCGGACCAGCUCAGAUUCUCCUACAUGGCCAUAAUAGAAGGAGCAAAGUACACAAAAGGAGAUUCAAAUAUACAGAAUCGGUGGAAAGAACUUUCUAAAGAAGAUUUAUCUCCUGUUUGUGAUCACUCACAGAACAGAGUGAUGGUUGAGAAGUACAAUGGGAAGAGAAUAGGUUCCGAAGAUGAGCAGUUAACAGGCCUUCCUUCGAAGGUGCAGGAUACUGUGGAGGAGAGCAGUGAGAGCAUUCUACGGAAACGUAUUCGAGAGGAUAGAAAGGCUACGACGGCUCAGAAGGUGCAACAGAUGAAACAGAGGCUAAAUGAAACUGAACGAAAAAGAAAAAGGUGGUUAUAUUGGCAACCUAUUCUCACUAAGAUGGGGUUUGUGUCAGUCAUUUUGGUUGGCGCUUUGGUUGGCUGGACACUGCUUUUUCACUAAAUGUUCUAUAAAUUAAUAGUUUUACCCAGCACCUUUCUGCACUAGUAGCUGACAGUGGUGCAUUCAUCUCAAGGGUUUGUUAGCAAUGCCUCAUACCCAGAAACACUGCGCUAGAGUAGACGUCAGCCAGAUAAGGGAUAUUACAGUCACAAGCCCAGCAUCUCAGGACUCAGCACUGCAGGUUCCUCUGAGACCCAGACUGUCAAUGGCUCACAAUAAAGACAAGCAUGCUUGUUGGAAACUGUUCCUUCUUACAGCUGCGUUCACACCAGUAUAUUGAGAAAGCCUUUAUCCCAAGGAUUGGCUUUUGGAGGCCUUCUGGAUUUUAACCUGCACUUGAUAUAAGCAAUAAACAUUGUGGUUUUUUUCUACAUUAUUAAUGGAAAGAAAAUAUCCUUUAAACAAUGUAUGUAAUGUGUAAUGUACUGUUGAAAUGGGCAUUACAACUUUAUAUAACCAUUUUAGGGUAAAUAUAUUUUAUAAGUACCUAUUUAAUCUUACUUUUGUAGUUAAAUGUACUUUUUAAAGGUUCAAUUUGAAAGUCUGUUAUCAUAGAAAAAUAAAUUGUAUGUUGACUCAGUUGUA